This is a messenger RNA of Cotesia glomerata, 4171 nucleotides long. Its product is annotated as protein I'm not dead yet-like. Gene Ontology annotation, biological process: citrate transport; monoatomic anion transmembrane transport. Bases 700 to 3927 code for a protein of 1075 amino acids. Gene Ontology annotation, molecular function: citrate transmembrane transporter activity; succinate transmembrane transporter activity. NCBI's taxonomy places the organism in Eukaryota, Metazoa, Arthropoda, Insecta, Hymenoptera, Braconidae. Gene Ontology annotation, cellular component: membrane. The record is from RefSeq and is a predicted model, not a curated record. The transcript has 23 exons.
AUUUUUAAAUAAAUAAUUCCACAAAUAAAACACUCGUCUGAUGGAAUAUUUUAUUGUUAUUUGAUGUUUGAUGUCACGUGGAAAUAUCACCAAGUUUGAUUGAUUAUUAUAAUUCUUGGAGGCAUUUAAAUUUUCAUUGGAAUUAAUAUUUAAUUUUAAAGAGUUGAGCGCACGAUGCCGUGUGUGUUGAUUCUUUCAUUUUAAAUAUAACGGUGUGUAUAAAUAAGUAUGAGCAAUAGCGCGAGUACGCAAGGUUGCUGUCGUCGAUGAUGAUUUUGCGGAGAGUUUGAAUAGUUAUUUACCAUUCAUGUUAAUUUUUAAUCGAACAAGUAUAAGAAGGAAGUAAUUAAAUACAAUAGUAUUGUAUUGUGGAAUGGCUCAUUGAGAUAUUGAGUAAAUAGACAAGAGAAAAUAAGUACGCAUCGAGAAAGAGAUAAAUAAUUGUUGGAUUGAGUUUUAAAAGAGAGAUGGAGAGAAAGAUCGGGGAAUUGAGAAAAUGAAAGCAAUCGAUGGGAUUGAAUUAAAAAGUUAUACUACGUAUACAUAUAUAUACAUACGGAUUUGUUUAGAGUGUAAUACACAAACAGUGUAGGGUCUAUACUCUCGAGGUUUCAGCAAGAAUACGAAGAAUGAACUAGACCUACGAAUUACAGUUUAAUUUUUUUUUUUUUCAAAGUGUGUUAACAAUGGGAAUUGUAAAUGUUAUUAUCAAAGUUUAUUUACAAUCUCAUUUUAAUUUACGUGAAUCUAGUAGACAUGAAUUUGUCAGUAACCGAGCAUCAAGUGCGUGAAAUGCUGCAGCAAGCAGAAGACUGCACUGAGGACAAUCCUGAUACCUGUAUAAUGAUUGGAAAUUUGAGUACAUUUACAAGGAUACUUGCACAAUUGUGCGAACAACGAGCAACUGUUCCUAUGAGUGCCUCUCACUCGCUACACUGUAAUGGAAAGGAAAAUAAUGGUAAAAUUGGAUCAAAAAGGAUGACAUAUCAAGUAUUUUUGGGUGGAUCUUGUAAUCCCACAACUUGGCGAUCAGAGAUAGCAAUCCCUACGCUUCAAAGACUUGGAAUUACUUAUUAUAAUCCGCAAGUCUCUCAAUGGGGACCGGAAUUAAUCGCCGAAGAAUACGAGGCUAAAGAAACGGCACAAGUUUUACUUUUCGUAAUAGAUAAUCAAACUCGUAAUACCGCGGGUAUAAUUGAGGCGGCUCAACUAGCGGCUACAAGAAGUCAUUCAUUAGUACUUGUUGUUUAUCAUUAUCAACAAAAUCAAACUAUUUUAGGAGAAACUAUUUCCGCAUUGGAAUAUUGUGAUUUAAUGAAUGGGCUAUUAGUACUUGAAUAUUUAACAGAGAGACAAGGAAUUCCCAUAUUUGAAAGUAUCUCCGGUGCCCUAAAUGGAACUUCCAAAAUUCUCCGAGAAGCAAUUAAUGUUCAAGAUUUGAACCACGAAGACGGAAUAAAGCCUACGCGAAAAAACGGCAUCGAUACAAUAAAAUUAAAAGAGGUGUUUGGUUCUAUCGACGUCAACGACACAGGAACUGUUCGUUUAGAAGAUGCCUGGAGAGCGCUGCAAUCAAGUAUUAAGUGCAAUAUGUCCAUGUCUGAAUUAUUUAAUGCCAUUAGUCAAUCAGAUACCUAUGAGAGUGUAAUGAAAAAUUGUUCAAGUAUAGAAGACUUAGCUGGACAACAAAUAAAUUUAGAGCAAUUUUGGGCGUUAGCAAAUGAAUGGAUGCAGCGAUUUAAAAAUAAUAUAACCACAUGUGAAGACUGGACACAAAGCCAUGUGCCUGAUUCCGAGAAAUGUGAUUUAUACAUUGGAGUCGUUGGGAAAGAUCACAUUUGGUUAGAAUCAUCAGCCAUACCACUGAUUGAAUCAGUAGGCCUGUCAUUAAACCGACCGAGUGCAAAUGACUACACGGUUAUGACAAUGCCAUCAGAGUUACAACGAAUGAAAAGCUCACGAGUUAUUUUAUUGGUACUACCUCAGCAUUCUAGGGGUGUUGCUAUAGCCGCAUUGGCAGCUCAUUUAAUUGGACUACGCGUUAAGCUUGUCCUUUGUAUACAAUUAAUGCCCGAUGGCUGUGUUGUUUCUGGUGAACAGUUAACCGAGCAAGCUACAAAAGACUACAAUCGUGGUAGAAUGUAUCUCUCGGACUAUGCAAAGCGCGAAAAUGUACCUGUAUUUCAGAAGAUCGCUGACGCGUUACAGCACGCGAUAAAGCUAGUUCAAAACGAAAUUGUUGUAAAAGUCGAAGAUGAUGUUAAAGAGAAGAAAGAUGGCUGCGGCAAGCUGCUUGGAAGAUUUGUUUGUAUUUACUGGAAGACGUUUGUCUUAAUCAUCUGGCCAUUGAUUCUAUUACCCUUGAUAAUAAUAAACAAUGAGCGAAUGUAUAAAUGUUUAUAUGUAAUUGCAAUAAUGGCCAUGUACUGGGUCACUGAAAGCUUGCCAUUGCCAAUAACAGGAAUGAUACCAGUAGUACUCUAUCCACUAUUGGGAAUUCUAAACACGGCUGAUACAUGCGAUGCUUAUAUUAAUGACACUACUCUUAUGUUUUUGGGCAGUCUUAUUAUAGCAGUUGUCAUUGAAAAUUCAGGAUUACAUAUGCGAGUCGCUUUGCUCAUUAUCAAAUUAAUUGGCUGCAGUCAUAGAAAAUUGAGUCUUGGUCUUUUCUAUGUCACAAUGUUUAUUUCAAUGUGGAUUUCAAAUACCGCUGCCACAGCAAUGAUGAUUCCUAUUAUUGAAACAGUUCUUGUUGAAUUAGAAGCGCAAGGUCUCGGUGACAUGUUUGUGUUUGAUGAUACUCCGAUUAACCAAACAACAAAUCAUGAUGAAAGAUCAAAAAGACCAACACGCAGUACGAUGGUAUAUUAUUUAUCAGCUUCGUAUGCAUCUAGUAUCGGUGGGAUUGGUACCAUAGUCGGAAGUGGAGUCAAUUUAACCCUGAAAGGAUUAUACGAAGAGCGAUUCUCCGAAGGUCCUGGAAUAAAUUUCGCCUCUUGGAUGAUUUAUGCCGUACCACCGAUGCUUAUUAUGGGAUUCCUAACGUGGCUUUGGCUCCAAAUAAUGUACAUGGGACUUUUUAGACCAAAAAGUCAAGAUGCGCGUGCCAUAAAUAUCGGCGAGGAAGGGGAAAAAGUUGCUAAGUCAGUUAUUGAUAAAAGAUACAGAGAUCUCGGACCUGUUACGUGGUACGAGUCGAUCGUCGCUUUUCUUUUUCUUGCCGUUGUGCUUUUUUGGUUCUUCAGGGAGCCUGGAUUCGUACGUGGUUGGCCUACUUACAUUACAGGCCUACCAGUGAAAGAUUCAACGGCUGUUGUCGGGAUAAUUAUUUUACUAUUCAUCAUACCAUCAAAAUUAGACUUUCUUCGUGCAUUUGACAAAGAUCCGAGCAAGCGACCGACCAGACCGUCGCCUGCGUUGAUUGACUGGAAGACAAUUCACCAGAAAAUGCACUGGAGUUUAAUUUUUGUCCUCGGCGGUGGCUUUGCCAUUGCUAUUGGCAGUAAAGAUACUGGACUCUCUAAAAUGCUUGGAGAAGAACUAGGGCAUUUGAAAAGUAUUAAUCGUACCAUUACUCUAUUUAUUGUCUGUUUAUUCGCUGAAAUUGUCACUGAAUUAACAGCUAACGUUGCUGUUGCUAAUAUAAUCGUGCCAGUUUUAGCUGAUAUGAGUGUUUCAAUGGAAGUUCAUCCACUGUACUUGAUGCUGCCGGUCGCUCUCUGCUGUUCGUUUUCAUUUCACUUGCCAGUUGGCACUCCACCCAAUGCAAUCGUCAGUGCAGCUGGCCACAUCAGGACUAAAGAUUUCAUUAUUGCAGGAAUAGGCCCAACAGUAAUAACUCUGAUAGUUAUAUGCAUAUCAUGGAUCACUUGGGGUGUCUACGUAUUUGACUUACAUGAAAUUCCCUCAUGGGCUCAUGAAAAUUAAUUAUUUUUGCACUUUUUCUCAACCUGUCUGAUGACUAAGUAUUAAUUAUAUUAUGCCGUGAUAAUAUGGAUAUUCAGUAAUGAUUUAGAUAAAUCUCGAUGGUUAUAUUUUUGUUGAAAAAAAAAUAUACACUAUAACUUCCUGUUAAGAUAAUUAUUUGUCACUGUUUUUAAUGUAAAUAAAAAAUUAUACGAAAUUUGUACAUAAAAAAUGUCUUUCUUUAUUAUAAUAUUUAUUAAAUAAA